AUGCCAAAAUUUCCGAAAAAAUGGUCUGAGAACGCCCCUUCCCCGUCUUCAAGUUUCCUCUACGCAAAGUUUAAGUCGCCUGCAGCCGCAGGCCCGGAGCUCUAUGUUCAAGGGCCCUUCACGACUCAAGUCGCCUCUGACGAUAAGAAUAUGUAUAGUGGAAACUUGUAG
Messenger RNA from Acanthoscelides obtectus, 171 nucleotides. The record is from the annotation of a GenBank genome assembly. NCBI's taxonomy places the organism in Eukaryota, Metazoa, Arthropoda, Insecta, Coleoptera, Chrysomelidae.